Molecule: messenger RNA, 441 nt
Organism: Rotaria sp. Silwood1
Lineage: Eukaryota; Metazoa; Rotifera; Eurotatoria; Philodinida; Philodinidae
Source: the annotation of a GenBank genome assembly
AUGCAAAAGCUUAAAAUAUCAACAGCUCAAGUUGAAAACAAGAGUGGCGAUAAAUCGUAUAAUUUAGAAGUCAUUAGAAAGUUAAGUGAACAGGCGGCUAAAGAUGGUUCACAAGUUGUAGCUUUUCAUGAGUGCUCAAUCACUGCAUAUACAUUCGCAAGAAAUCUGUCGAAAGAACAAAUGCUGGAAUUAGUUGAAUUUGUUCCGGAUGGCAAGAGUGUUAAAGAAUUAAUUGCAAUCGCUCAGACAUACAAUAUUGCAAUUUUAGCUGGUCUAUUCGAAAACGAUAAUAAAGAUCAAAUAUUUAAAACGCACAUAUGUGUCGAUAAAAAUGGUGUUGUAGCAAAAUAUAGAAAAUUACAUCCUUUCAUAAAUCCAAAUGUAACACCAGGUGAUCAAUAUCGUGUAUUGGACUUAUAUGGUUGGAAGUGCGCAUUUUAA